Molecule: messenger RNA, 3981 nt
Organism: Onychostoma macrolepis
Lineage: Eukaryota; Metazoa; Chordata; Actinopteri; Cypriniformes; Cyprinidae
Product: tyrosine-protein kinase receptor UFO
Exons: 14
Coding region: 319-2478 (719 amino acids)
Biological process (GO): protein phosphorylation; cell surface receptor protein tyrosine kinase signaling pathway; multicellular organism development
Cellular component (GO): signaling receptor complex
Molecular function (GO): transmembrane receptor protein tyrosine kinase activity; ATP binding; protein binding
Source: RefSeq, a predicted model, not a curated record
GGGGUUUUCCUUCUUUCUUUUUAUUUUCGACUGAAAUAAACAUUUGAAAGUUCAUAUAGGCUAAUUUAGGGAUUUGUUCACGAGAAAGGUUUCGAGUUGGAUAUUCCGCUGGGCACUGGACUACAAUCAAAGAAAGAAAUCUAAAACAUUAUUAGUAAUAUUAAGUUCUAUGGGCGUUUAAGGGUUCUUCAAACGCUUUGCGAAUCUUUAAAAAGAACCGGUUCGCUGAACUGAAACUAUCGCUAAGGAAGUUUGAACUGUAUUCGGAAGUAAUAGUGAAAACUUUUAUCUUUAACUUUUAAAGGAACAUUCUUCAAUAUGUUUUAUUUUUUAUUAUUCAUUUCAUGGAUUGUCUCUGCUGAUGUGUCGGCACAGCUAACACCAAUCAGAGAAGAAAUAUUUGAUUCAAGCAAACAGCGCAGACUACAAUGGACAUUCUCACCACCAAAUGCUUGGAAGGAAACACAAAUGCAGCUUGGAAUGGACUAUACACACUCUGUCUACCAAGCUUGUAACCCAGAAUUGAAUAAUGAUCCCAAAACACUAUGGACCAACUGGAUCCCCAAACAAGAUGCCCAAGAACUUUUUCUGGACCUAAGUUUUGCCCAAGCGGACCAACAGCCUGUUUAUAUCUAUGUGCGAGAAUCGAGCCAAACGCAGAAUCAGUACUUUAGAAGACCACAAAGACCACCUCUCCUCAAGAUCAAAGUCCAGCAUCCAUUUCCUGAUGCUGUUCCUCAGGAUAAGCACCUGACCCAUGCUAAGGGCCUUAAAUUGGGAAAGAUCUCUCAGAACGGUGUUUACCUGGGAUUUAGCUACAGCGGCAAGUGCACUAUUAUUGCUUCGAUCCAGGUGUUCUUCCUGAAAUGCCCAACACUUGUUUGGAACCAAAUGGGAUUUGAGGAAGCAGAAGCAGGACGGUUGGGGAGAGGAGCAUGUGUGAACGGUUCUGUGGAGAACAGCACCCCAAAGAUAGGGUGUCAAACAAAUGGGACGUGGGGUCCACCACAGCGGUUAUGUGUCAAUGAUACAGGAUACCAGACAAACGGAAACAGUUCAGAAGUAAGACCUCCAGGCAGCCUGUUAUCCGCUCCUGACUCCAUAGCUGAUUCCAGUCUGGGACUCUCUCCUGUCCUAACUGCUGGUCUAGUGUGUUCUGUUCUGGUUCUUCUCAUUCUCAUUGCUGUUGUGUUCAUCUUUGUAAGGCAUCGCAAGCGCAGUGGAGGUCAAGAAACAGAGCUCAUAUCCAGAUCUGAUGUAACUCGAUACCGACGUUCUCAAGAACAAGUAUACACUGCUCAACAGGAGAUAAUCAACACUUGCGGGAUGAGCAGCUGUGAUCAGAGCGGUCAAUGUAGGUCUUAUCCUCCCAGAAGUACAACACUUGGAGAGGAAGUGUCUCAGCGUGACUAUGGAUAUGAACAGCUGCAUACUGACCGACCUCAGUUAGAAUCCACAAGAUCAGUUGAGAUGUUUGAAGGGAUGAGUGAUAGGCUGCUGUGUGAUCUUAGAGACGUGAUGGUGGAGCGUACAAAGUUGACAAUGGGCCAAAAGCUUGGGAAAGGAGAAUUUGGGGCCGUCUACGAGGGCAUAUUUUCCCCUCAGAAAGGACAAGAUAUCAGAGUGGCAGUGAAAACCUUGAAAGGUGCAGUCCACAGUAAAGAAGAUCUGGAGUCCUUCCUCAAGGAGGCAGAAAUUAUGAAGCAUUUUGAUCAUGUGAAUGUAGUUAAAUUGCUUGGGGUCGCACUAAAGCGGGAUCCGGAGUCCUCUAUCCAUGUACCGCUUGUUAUUCUUCCGUUCAUGAAGCAUGGAGAUCUACACAGCUUCCUCAAAGCGACCCGCUACGGUGAUGUCCCUAUGUUUGUGCCUUAUCAGAGUCUUCUGGGUUUCAUGAUUGACAUUGCUGCAGGAAUGGAGUAUCUCAGCCUUCAGGGUUUCUUACACAGAGACCUGGCUGCCCGCAAUUGCAUGUUGGGGGAUGAUCUGCAUGUCUGUGUGGCUGACUUUGGCCUGUCUAAGAACAUACAUUCCAGUAACUACUACAGGCAGAAGAAUAUGGAUGUUAACAUGCCUGUUAGGUGGAUGGCUAUAGAGAGUCUGUCUGACUUCUUAUACACCACCAAGAGUGAUGUGUGGUCUUUUGGAAUAACCAUGUGGGAGAUCACAUCCAGAGGGAAGAUACCUUAUCCAGGUAUCUCUGGUCAUGAGCUCCUGGACUUCCUGGAAAACGGACACCGUCUCAAACAAGGGGACAAUGACAGUAAAUUAUAUGAGCUUAUGUUGAGCUGCUGGCACAGAGAUCCCUCUCAGAGGCCAGGAUUUGGAGAGCUGGGCCAGAGCCUCAAAGCACUUCUGUCUGAGCUUCCACCCCUGGAGGCCAGCAAUGAGGCCCACUAUAUCAACCUGGGUCUGGAGGCAGCCAGUGAUCACCAGCACAGCGCAGGGACCCUGGAGCGUGAGGUGGAGAGGAUGAUGUAAACGACAUAUACCUGCCUAAACCUGUGGGCGGCUUUGUUCUAUUCCAGACCUGUGAGGGAAGAGAAGGAAAAGGAUGAGGAGGAAGACCUGCUGUGCAUUACAAUUUAAUAUGAGAAUGUAAUUCGCACUAUGCAAUUAUUAAUACAUAUUUUAAGUAUUAUGAUGAGAUUUCGGUUUCACAAAUGACAUAAAAGUACACAUUGCUAGAAGUACAUGAGAUAAUUCAUAUUUAUCAAAGCAUAUGAUACAUAUUUGUGAUUCAUAUUUUUAUUUUUCUACUUCUCUUUCUACACUGUAGCCAUUACAGUAUAUUUUUUAAUUGUUUUUUAAUACUCUUAUUAUUUAAUACACUUAUUACCAUUAUAUACAGUGCCCUCCAUAAGUAUUGGAACAGUAAAGACAAAAUUGCUCUGUUUGCUGUGGAGUCAAGACAUUUGCAAAUAUGAUUAAAAGAUGAAUAUGAGACAAAAUUACAGAUUGUCACAUUUCAUUAUUAGCUGUUUUAACACAUACAUGUUUUACUGAAUAAAAAGGACAGCACUUUUAGAGUUCAUCCCACUAUUUGAUAUGAGCAUAAGUAUUGGGACAGAUGAACUUAAGGCAAGUGUAAAAGAUUAAAAGCUAUUAUUUACAUGCAGAUCCCUUGCGUACAAUCACAGCAGUGAGUCUGUGGCCCAUAGACAUCACCAGACUCUUGGUCUCAUCCUUUGAAAUGCUUUUCCCAGCUUUUAAUGCAGCCAAUUCCAACUGUUGCUUGUUUUGAGGAGUUUCUGCCUUUACUCUCCUCUUCAGCUGCUGAAAUUCAUGUUCAGUCGGAUUUAAAUCUGGAGAUUGUUUUGGGCAAUCUAAGACUUUCAAUUUUUUUGCCCUUAUAAACUCUUUGACUGAACUGGCAGUGUUUUGGGUCAUUGUCCUGAUGCAAUAUGAAGCGCUUUCUGAUUAAUCUGGUGGCAUUUUCUUGAAUAUUGGUAGCCAAGAUGGUUUUGUACUCUUCCAAAUUCAUUCUGCUGCUGCCAUCAAACAUUAAGUCAUCAUUAAAACUGAGAGGGCCUGUUCCAGAGGCAGCCAUGCAUGCCCAUGCCAUCACACCACCUCCACCAUGCUUUACAGAUGAGGCUGUGUGCUUGGGAUCAUUUGCAGUUCCUUUUUUUUCCUGUUUUUGCUAUAACCCUAAUUGACUUCCUCUUUUCUUUUAGCAUCAAAAUUGCUUGCUUUUCUCUCAAAGUCAGCUCCCUCGUCUUCAUCCUGGGUUGUGUGUGUCAUCAUCGAAUGCAAGAUUCAGAAUGCAGAAGUAAUGGAUAUAACUGAUACGACACAUUCCCUGCUUUUAAUAUCUGAAGAAUUAAUUCAACAGGACACAGCUUAGAAAGAGCUGUGAGGCAACUGUUCCAAUACUUAUGCUCACAUCAGAUAGAGGGGAUGAAUCUCUUAAAGUGCUAAUCCUCUUAGCUGGUAAAAUAUUUAUGCAUUGAAACACCCAAUAAUAAAAUGUCACAUUCUGAA